Molecule: messenger RNA, 3062 nt
Organism: Bombina bombina (fire-bellied toad)
Lineage: Eukaryota; Metazoa; Chordata; Amphibia; Anura; Bombinatoridae
Product: coiled-coil alpha-helical rod protein 1
Exons: 18
Coding region: 153-2420 (755 amino acids)
Biological process (GO): protein export from nucleus; cell differentiation
Cellular component (GO): centriole
Source: RefSeq, a predicted model, not a curated record
UAGGGAAGAUUGUGGUUGAUAAGGGAGGGAAAAUGGCGGCUUUCUAUAAUAGAAGUUUAUUAAGGAGGAGGAGAAUAGAUUCCCGGGCUGGUAACCCGCGGAUUUUGUAAUCAGAGAGUAAGAGAAAAAGGAAGAGAGCAGAGUUGUAUACAAUGGACAAGAAGCAACUGAAUCCACCAUCUUUAUUUUUGUCUUCAAAACCCACAGGUCACACUGGGCUUAUACCGCCUUCUCAUUUCGAGACUAGACGUCGCAUGCCUUUGCCUCCCUCGCCUGUACCUGUUCCACCCACUCCUCCAUUUACUGAGCCUUGGGCAGACCUAGCGAGGGAGCUGGAUCAACUGAGAAAGGAAAAUGAAGAACUAAAGAAGAAACAGACUAGAGGCGAAGGUAUCAGAGCCAGGUCUCUGGAGCGACAGCCCUCAGCGGUUCCGCACUCUGAAUCUCAGGCGCUAGAAAUCAUUGCUCACCAGAUGCGGGAAAUCCGAAGUUUGGAGUUAGCAGUGGCCGAUGUACAGGAAAAGGAGGAGGUGGUACAGAGGCUGACAGGGGAACUCCAAGAGCUGAGACGCACACAGAGAGAAUGUCAGUUAACAGAAGAGAAGAAGAGACGGGCAGAGGAAUCUGCUGUUAGACAGCAACAAGAGGAGCUGAUGAUGAGGUCAGAAAGCUACAAAAUGGAGUCAGAGACGCUAAGGAAAAGAGCGCAGUUACUGGAAGUUGAGCUAAGGGAGGAGAGAGAGCAACGCACACAGGAAGUGGCUCGUCUGAGGGAGGAUCUUCAGGCAGCCAAUCAAGAGGGAGAAACCCUAAAGGAGCAGCUAAGUAAAUCUCUUCUAGAGCUCGACUCCCAGCAUUCCCUUGUGCAGCAACUAAGGACGUACAUUGGCGAGUUGGUCCCAGAUAAUCGGCGACUGGAGGAACAAAAAAAGGAAAAACUGGAGCUUCAGAAUACGAUACAGGCACUAGAGAGGGAGCGUGAAACUCUUCAGACGUCCAUCUCUCUCCUCAACACCCGCCUGUCCUCCCUCACAAAUAUCCUGUCCUUACAGGAGGGAGAGCUGUGUAAAAAGGUUGCCCAGGGCGAUGGAGAGAAGUCGCGUCUUCUGCUGUCUCGGUGGAGGGAGAAGGUUUUCUGUCUGAUGGUGCAGAUGAAAUCCGAAGAAAUAAACAGAGAAAACGACAGCAGAAAAAUCAAAGAAAAGAUCUCUUCUCUGGACAGUUCCCUGGAGGCGAGUGUUCAGCAGCAAGUCCUGUUAUCACACAACCUACAAGACCGCACGGCAGAGCUAGACAUGGAGAAAGUAAAGAACAAGUCUCUGCAGGAUGAGCUGUUAGCUGAACGAUCUGCCUCUGCUCAUCUGUGCAGCAGAGCCGAGAGAGCGGAGCAGGCUGUGAGAAACCUAAAACACCUUGUUGAGAACUUUGUGCACACAAUAUCCGCACAAGAAGCGUCACAGAUAGGAGCGCUGUCACGUCUGGUCACACUGGGUCAGAGGGUCUCGUUUGCAUCCAAGAGAGUGGACACUAUCCAGGGUUUGGUAGCUCAGAAAUUUGCUCUGAUGCGUCUGUCCCAGGAGGAGAAACCACAAGGCAAAGUUACAGACAUUUUUCUUCCCUCCUACGAAGAUCUGCAGGCAGAAUUGGCGCUUUUACAUGAGGAGAGAGACCGUCUGAGUGCAGAGCUGAAGCGUAGUGCUCUUAUGGUGGAGAGCAAAGUGGCAGAGACAAGAGAGAAAUUGGAAGCAGAGAUAGCAGACUGUCACAAAACAACAUCAGUUCUGCGGCAGUCACUCUAUGAGACUCAGGAGAGUGAGAGACACCUAAAAUCACAACUGCAAGAGAUGGAAACGAGACUGCGGGGGGCUGAGGAGAACAUGUCACAACUAAGUGGGCAGUUACAGACACAACAGGAGGAGUAUGAAAAAGCACUACAAAGCCGAGUAAGUGAGGUGGAGACAAAACUGUCUGAACAGCUGGCACAGAUGGAGAAGCAUCUACAUGAAGCAAGAAGAGAACAUACAAAAGCCGUUGUUGCCCUCCGACAAACGGAGCGUCAAGCGCAGAGGGAGAAGGCGCGGAACCAGGAGACCAUGUGCACACUAGAGGGCGCUGCAAAGUUGCGGGAGGAUCAGUUGAGCCAGCAACUAAGGGAAGCUGAGAGGGCCAAGAACCUAAUGAUGGCUACACUUAGGCAAGAAGGUUUAUUAUCAGCAUAUCAGAGGAACAGACUGACUAUUACACAGGACACAAAGAGCGAGAGUGAGCAGGAACACAGCAAAGCCGAGGCUCGGGCCUCAGAACCAAGCUCCGCAUUGUCUGCUAAAGAAUCCAUUUCAUCAAUGUUGGCCAAUCUUCAGAGCCUUGGAGACAUUCUCCUUAAAGAUGAUGAAGAGGAAGAACAACUCAUUGGGACGUAGAAAAUAAUAAAGCGUGGCUAGUAGGAAGGUCAUUACAGAGCCACACUGGGAAUUGUUAAAGGAACAGCAGAACUAAACUUUCGUGUUUCAGACAGAGCAUGAAAUUGUGGACAACUUUUCAAUUUGCUUUUAUUUGCUAAUUUGCUUUGUUCUCUUGGUAACAUUUGUUGAAGAGCAUAGCUUACCUAGGUAAGCUCAGUUGCAGCAAUGUACUUCUGGGUACUAGCUGCUGAUUGGUGGCUGCACAUACAUGCCUUUUUAUCUUUGGCUCAGCCCAUGUGUUAAGCUAGCUCCCAGUAGGGAUUGCUGCUCCUCCAACAAAGGAUUCCAAGAUAAUUAAGCAAAUUUGAUAACCGGAGUAAAUAGGAAAUUUGUGUAAAGUUGUAUGCUCUAUCUGAAUCAUGAAAGAAAAUGUUUGGGUUUCAUGUCCCUUUAAGUUGGCAGCAAGGCUGUUGCAUUACUGUAUAUAAAGCCUAAAGCUGAAAGAACAAUGGCAAUAGAUCUGGCCCUAAGAGACCCCUGUGCCACCUAACUUCACAAAUACUGUUAAACUUUGUUAGUUUGUAGAUAUCGGUUAUAUGUGGGAAUUUGUAUGCAGAUUAUAUUUAAUAUAACAACAAAAUAAAUUAUUUUUACAGAUGA